GUGCCUAAAGCUCGCGCUGGAAUGCAUUCUGCUUCUUGAGUGGGAGGGGUUGAGUUUCGUAGAGCUUCUACAGAAAAAUCACACGGCAAGAGUCGUGUCUCCGACUUAACAAGUGAGGGACAUUGUCUGCCAAAUAUAGAAACGAAACGAAUAAUUCUGUGUCUUUGACGGAAAAGAGAGGGCAGAGAAAGAAGCAAUGGAAGAAGCGGAGAAAGGCAAUGAUGGAGGAUGUGAAGUUGGGACGAUAAACUCAGAAAAGGACCAGAGCUGGAUUCCCAAGAUCAUUAAGAAGAGAGUGUGUACAGCAUUUGUGGAGGACUCCUUCAGCAAUGGGGCUCUUUGUCAGUGUGGAGGGGUGCGAGAGAUGCACAGCUCCAUCGCCACAGGGGACUGUUUUGGGGCUGCCAUCGUGAGCCAGUGGGACAGCGCCCAGCAUUCCUCUGAAUACCCCACAGAUGCUUUUGGGGAGCUGGAGUUUGCUGGGGCGGGUAGAAGACACAGUCAUUUCCUGCGCCUGUCCUGUCACACGCCCCCUCAGAUAGUCUACACGCUGAUGACAGCCCACUGGGGGAUCCCCGCUCCCAACCUGGUGGUGUCGGUGGUGGGGGGCGAGGGCAGCGAGGUGCUCAAGCCCUGGGUCAGGGAGGUGCUCCGGCAGGGCCUUGUGCGUGCCGCACAGAGCACAGGCGCGUGGAUAUUGACAGGCGGCCUGAAAGAAGGUGUAGGUCGCUGUCUUGGGGAGGCAGUGAGGGAUCAUGGAACGGCAGCCUCCUCAGUAUCCCAGAACAAGAUCAUUGCAGUAGGCGUGGCGCCCUGGGGCCUGGUACACAACCGCCAGCAGCUUGUAAAUCCACAGGUGAUGACACUGUCUACACCGUCAGAAUAUUAUGUUCAGAAUACUUCAUGUGAUUCGCAAUGUCUGGAUAAUAACUACCAGGCCUUUCUCCUGGUGGAUGAUGGGAGUGUAGGCCGCAGAGGAGGGGAGGAGGGGUUCAGAGCUAACUUCGAGGACUACAUAUCCCAUCAGCGCACUGGGAUCUGGGGCAGUGGCAGUAUUGAGAUUCCAGUCUUGUGUAUGUUAAUAUCUGGAGAGGCUUCCAUGCUAGAGAGAGUAGAUCUGUCCCUGCGUAAGGCCACGCCGUGGCUGGUUCUUAAGGGUUCUGGUCCUGCGGCCGACCUCAUCUGUGAACUCCUGGAUGAGCUGUCAGUGAUGCCCAAGAACCCCAAGAAACCUGCCGGCAGGGAGGUCCCAGAGGGCCCAAACAUGGAGCAGAGAGAGCACGUGCGAGAGCGGAUACGAGACUCCUUCCCCGCCGAAAAAGACCUGGAGAAACUAGUGGACCGGGCUCUCAGCAUUUUCCAGAACAAGGACCUGAUUACUGUGUUCAACGAGGGAUAUGAAGGGGCAGAUGACUUUGACACAGUCUUGCUGAAGGCCUUAGUUCGAGCCAGCAAACGUAUGUCCAGCGACGCCAGUGAGAACAUUGAGGAACUGAAGCUGGCCGUGGCCUGGAACAGGGUGGACAUUGCCAAAAGCGAGCUCUUUAACGGCGACAUCCAGUGGCGGUACGAAGACCUGGAGGACUCCAUGACGGACGCCCUGGUCAACAACAAGCCCCAGUUUGUGCGUCUCUUCACAGAGAACGGCCUGAACAUCCUGGACUACCUGACCAACCGGCGCCUGGAGAGCCUGUACCAAUCGCUGUCAGACAGCUCGCUGGCCUACACCCUGCUGCAGCGCAAGCUCACUGAGCGGCAGGGUGUGGCCGUCAACCUGGGCACCACGUUCACCCCUGAUGCCAACACCCCCCUCAAGAGCCCCAUCAGCCCCCUCAGCAACCCCUGCGCCGCCAGAGAGCUCAGCCUCUACGAGGUGUCACGAGUAUUGUGGGACCUCCUGGGAGAUGUCUGUCAGCCCUUCUAUUUUGGUCCUCUGGGUUUGGAUUAUGGUUCUAGCACAAGAAAAGCACUGAAGCAAGUGAAUAAGCUGUUGCUGGGGGCGUGUUCGUACAAAGACCAGCACUGCCUCUCACCCUGGGCCUCGCUCUUCAUCUGGGCGGUGCUGCAGAACCGCAGUGAGAUGGCCAUCUUCUUCUGGGAGAUGGCAGGAGAGUCUGUCCUCAGUGCUCUCAGUGGUUGUAAGAUCUUGAGAGAGCUGUCUAAGAUGGAGAAGGAGACCGACAUCAAGCUGGCCAUGAAGGAGCUGGCCCAGCGCUUUGAGAACCUGGCGCAUGAUGUGUUUAGCGAGUGCUAUAAGAGUAAUGAGACUCGCUCCUACUCGCUGCUCAUCAGGAAGUCUCAUGUAUGGGUAGGUGGCACCUGUCUGCAGAUGGCCACUGCAGCUGAUGCCCGACUCUUCUUCAGCCAUGACGGUGUUCAGUCACUGCUCUACCAGAUCUGGUGGGACAUGGAGAGCAGCACGGAGGUGUGGAAGCUCGUCCUCACCUUUUUCUUUCCUCCCCUCAUCUACUCCAACCUCAUCAGCUUCAGAGAGCAGGAGACAGAUGAGGAGAAGACAGAGGAGCUUUUUCAUACCAGGGACAGUGUGGAUGGAGGAGACGGCACUGUGUUUUCCCUUGCUGACAUCCUGCACACGAAUGAAGAUACAGAGGAAUACAAUGCUUUAAGGAACAAAUCCAAUGGAUCCUCCCCUUCCAGCCAAAAACGCCCCUUUGUGUUCCACAGAUGGCGGCAGUUCUGGUUCUCACCUGUUACCUCAUUCCUCGGCAACGUCCUGAUGUACUUCCUCUUCCUCUUCCUUUUUGCCUACAUUCUAUUGGUUGACUUCAAACCACCACCUAAAGGCCCCAACACAGCAGAAUAUGUGUUGUAUUUUUGGGUGUUCACUUUGGUUUGUGAGGAGAUACGACAGUCUUUCAAUGUAGGAACCACUACUGUAUUCCAGAGGAUCCGGUUGUACAUACAGGACAUCUGGAAUAAGUGUGACUUAACCGCCAUCCUUCUGUUCUGUUUGGGCCUCUUGUGCAGAAUGUUCCCAUGGUCAUAUAGAUUUGGGCGUUCUAUGAUGUGUCUGGACUAUAUGGUUUUCACUUUGAGGCUCAUCCACAUUUUUGCCAUUCAUAAACAACUGGGGCCUAAGAUCAUCAUUGUUGGGAAAAUGGUGAAGGAUAUCUUUUUCUUCCUGUUCUUCCUGGGGGUGUGGCUUAUGGCGUAUGGAGUAGCCAAUCAAGCACUUAUAUACUCCUAUGACUCCCGUCCUGAUUGGAUAUUUCGUCGGGUUUUCUACAGACCAUACAUGCAUAUUUAUGGACAGGUACCACUGAAUGAAAUAGAUGCUGACAAGCGUGAUAAUGUGACGUGCACUAUGAAUGUCACUCUAAUUAAUGAGGGCAUGGAGCCGUGCCCGCAGAUUGAAGAAAACUGGCUGGUGCUCAUCCUGCUGUCCAUCUAUCUGCUGGUCACCAACAUCCUUCUGCUCAACCUGCUCAUUGCUAUGUUCAGCUACACCUUCAGCAAAGUCCAGGAGCACAGCGACAUCCACUGGAAGUUCCAGCGGUACAACCUGAUAGUGGAGUACCACUCUCGGCCCUGCUUGGCCCCACCCUUCAUCAUCCUCUCCCACCUGCACCUCUUCAUCAAGAGGAACAUCCGCAGGGUGCCCUCUGUCAAAAUGACACACUUCGUUCUAGAGAUCAGGGGCAGGAAGGCGAGCCAGCUCAACACGUGGGAGUCCAUUCAGAAAGAAAACCUUCUGUCCAUCCAGAAUAAGAAGCAGCGUGAGAGCGACACAGAACGACUCAAGCGCACAUCCUGCAAGGUGGAUAGUGUGCUCAAGCAAAUGGUGGAGAUCCGAGACCACGACCGCAGGCUGAGAAUGCUGGAGUCAGAGGUGGAGUACUGCUCCAGCGUCCUCUCAUGGAUGGCGGAUUCACUGUCCCAGAGUAACCUGAUAAAACCACCUCGCCCUCCUCCCACACGAAGAGUGCUGAAUUGGUGGGUGCUUGGGAUCAAGAGCUGCAUCGUGCUUAUAGCAGCUCAUUAAAAGCAUUCUGCUCCAACAACCUCACAUAUACAUGGAACCUCUCCCAAAUGCACUGUAAGUUAAUCAUUUAAAUGUUGAAAUGCACAGGUAGGGACCACAUAGAAUGAAACAUAUUUCACUCAAUUACCAAAAAUACACCUGCGGUUUGGAGUAACGAUUGAGAUAUGUUGGCCACCGAUAUAUAUUUGAAGGCAGGGGCAGUAUUUAUUGUCUUAUAAAUCUUUCUAAUAAACAGAAUGGUAUGCCUGUGGGAUCAGUGUGCAGAGUGUAGAGUUCCUAGGGAGCACUCAUAGUGUAAGCGCGAUCACCCUCCCCGCACUGCGGGUCUGCUUAGGAGGUAAACAGGCGAGAGACUGGUGUGUGGGUCGCUCUCACUGCCUCAUGCUCUCUUUGGGAAUGCCAUAGGUGCAGUCCUCUGUGAGGUCUCAUAGUUCUGUCUCUCCCUCUGAUG
Molecule: messenger RNA, 4454 nt
Organism: Alosa alosa (allis shad)
Lineage: Eukaryota; Metazoa; Chordata; Actinopteri; Clupeiformes; Clupeidae
Gene: trpm4a
Product: transient receptor potential cation channel, subfamily M, member 4a
Biological process (GO): calcium ion transmembrane transport
Cellular component (GO): membrane
Molecular function (GO): ligand-gated calcium channel activity; calcium-activated cation channel activity
Source: RefSeq, a predicted model, not a curated record